CCGUUUCCCGUCAGGCCUCGCGGCGGCGGCGGGAAAAUGGCGGCAGCGGGAGCCCUGGAACGGAGCUUCUUGGAGCUCAGCGGUGCUGAGCGCGAAAGGCUGAGGCGGUUUCGGGAAUUCACAGUCUGCGUCCUCGGGUCCGCGGGUGUCGCGCCUGGAGCGGUGAAAUACAGCGAGAGCGCAGGGGGCUUCUACUACGUGGAGAGUGGCAAACUGUUCGCCGUCACGAGAAACAGGUUCAUUCACUGGAAGACCUCUGGGGAUACUGUGGAACUGGUGGAGGAAUCACUGGACAUAAAUCUGCUGAAUAAUGCAGUUCGCGUCAAAUUCCAGAACUGCAGCAUCUUACCUGGGGGGGUUUAUGUCACCGAGACCCAGGCUCACGUGAUUGUCCUGCUGCUGACCAAUCAGUCAGUGCACAGGCUGCUCCUGCCACACCCUUCCCGGAUGUACAGAAGUGAGUUAGUAACAGAAAGCCAGAUGCAGUCCAUCUUCACCGACAUUGGGAAGGUGGACUUCAGGGACCCCUGCAGCUACCAGCUGAUUCCCACAGUGCCUGGCCUGUCCCCUCAUGCUGCCGCAUCGGCCGCCUGGCUCAGCAGUGAUGGGGAGGCUCUGUUCGCUCUCCCAUCUGCUGCUGGUGGUGUGUUCAUCCUUAAACUACCUCCUUAUGACAGACCUGGGACAGUAGCAGUCGUGGAGCUGAAGCAGAGCUCGGUGAUGCAGCGACUGCUCACAGGCUGGAUGCCCACAGCCAUCAGGGGCGAGCAGGGGCCCUCGGACCGCGCCCUCAGCCUUGCUGUCCACUGUGCCGAGCACGAUGCCUUCCUGUUUGCCCUGUGUCAGGACCACAAACUGCGGAUGUGGUCGUGCAAGGACCAGAUGUGCCUGAUGGUCGUGGACAUGCUGGAGUACGUGCCUGUGAACAAAGACUUCCGGCACACGGCUGGGGCGGGACACAGAUUACGCCUUGCAUACUCCCCCUCCCUGGGCCUCUACCUGGGGGCCUACGUGCACGCUCCAAAGCAAGGACAGUUCUGCAUCUUCCAGUUGGUGAGCACCGAGAGCAACCGCUACAGUCUCGACCACAUCUCCUCCCUCUUCACCUCUCAGGAGACCCUGGUUGACUUUGCCUUAACCCCCACGGAUGUCUGGGCCCUGUGGCAUGAUGCUGAGAACCAGACCAUCGUGAAAUACAUCAACUUCGAACAUAACGUGGCAGGACAGUGGAACCCGGUCUUCAUCCAGCCGCUGCCGGAAGAGGAGCUCGUCAUCAGAGACGACCAGGACCCCAGGGAGAUAUAUUUGCGGAGCCUUUUUACUCCAGGACGGUUCAUCAGUGGAGCACUAUGUAAAGCUUUACAGAUUUUCUGCCGAGGAACCGAGAGGAAUUUGGAUCUUUCUUGGAAUGAGCUAAAGAAAGAAGUCACUUUAGCUGUGGAAAAUGAGCUCCACAGCAGUGUGACAGAGUACGAGUUCUCCCAGCAGGACUUCCGGAACCUGCAGCAGGAGUUCUGGAGCAAGUUCUACGCCUGCUGUCUGCAGUAUCAGGAGGCCCUGUCCCAGCCCCUCGCCCUGCUUCUGAAUCCACACACCAACAUGCUGUGCCUGCUGAAGAAGGGGUACCUGUCCUUCCUUCUGCCCACUUCCCUCGUGGAUCACUUGUACCUCUUGCCUGAAGAGAACUUUUUGACAGAGGAUGAGACAGCCAUAUCUGAUGACGUGGAGGUCGCCCGGGACGUCAUGUGUCUCAUGAGAUGCCUGCGGAUGAUUGGAGAGUCCGUGAGCACCGACAUGACCGUGCUGAUGGAGAUGAACUGCUACAGCCUGCAGUCCCCGGAGAAGGCUGCGGAACGCAUUCUGCAAGACCUGAUCAUUAUUGAUGUAGAAAAUGUGAUGGAGGACGUGUGCAGCCGACUGCAGGAGAUGCGAAACCCUGCCCAUGCCAUCGGGCUUGUUUUACGGGAAAUGGACUAUGAAACGGACGUGGAGACGGAAAUGGGCUUCAACCCAGCUCAGCCUUUGAACGUGCGCAUGAAUCUCUCGCAGCUCUACGGCAGCAGCACGGCGGCCUUCCUCCUGUGCAGGGCAGUGCACAGGGUCGCCAGCACUCGCUUCCUCAUCUGCCGCGACCUCCUGAUUUUCCAGCAGCUGCUGACGAGGCUGGGAGAUACAGGGAUUCUGGGACCCGGCCAGCUCUUCCAGGCCCAGCAGGAGGUGCUGCAUCGGACGGCCCCGCUGCUCCUGUCCUACUACCUCAUCGAGUGGGGCACUCAGUGCUUGGCGACUGACGUUCCAGUUGACACACUGGAAUCCAACCUGCAGCACUUGUCGGUGCUGGAGCUGACUGACUCUGGGGCUUUUGUGGCAAACCCGUUCGUAUCCAGCCCACAGACAGUCGUGGAGUUAUUCUUCCAAGAAGUUGCAAGAAAACACAUUAUUGCCCAUCUCUUCUCUCAGCCAAAGGAACCACCGAGCCAGGCGGCACUGAACUGGCCGGAAAUGGCUACCACAGUUACGAAUUAUUUAUUGCAGCUUUUGUGGCCCAGCAAUCCCGGCUGUCUCUUCCUGGAGUGUCUGAUGGGAAACUGUCAGUACGUGCAGUUGCAGGACUAUAUCCACCUGCUGCACCCCUGGUGUCAAGUCAACGUGGGCUCCUGCCGCUUCAUGCUGGGGCGCUGCUACCUCAUCAUGGGCGAGGAGCACAAGGCCCUGGAGUGCUUCUGUCAGGCGGCAUCGGAAGUGGGCAAGGAGGAGUUCUUAGACCGCUUGAUCCGCUCCGAGGAGGGGGAGGUGGAGUCCAGCCCCAGGAUGCAGUAUUACGACAAGGUUCUGCGCCUGCUGGACAUCGUCGGGCUGCCUGAGCUGGUCAUCCAGUUGGCUACAGCAGCAAUAACAGAAGCAGGUGACGACUGGAAAGGUCAGGCCACCUUAAGGACAUGCAUCUUCAAACAUCACUUGGAUCUGGGUCACAACAGCCAGGCGUAUGAGGCCCUGACCCAGAUUCCUGACUCCAGCAGGCAGUUGGACUGCUUACGGCAGCUGGUGGUCGUCCUCUGUGAGCGCUCGCAGCUGCAGGACCUUGUGGAGUUUCCUUACGUGAACCUGCACAACGAGGUGGUGGGCAUAAUUGAAUCGCGGGCCAGAGCCGUGGACCUCACGACUCACAACUACUAUGAGCUUCUCUACGCCUUCCACAUCCACCGCCACAACUUCCGCAAAGCUGGCACGGUGAUGUUUGAGUACGGAACCCGACUGGGCAGAGAGGUCCGAACGCUGCGGGGACUCGAGAAGCAGGGCAGCUGCUACCUGGCCGCCCUCAACUGCCUGCGCCUCAUCCGCCCAGAGUACGCGUGGAUCGUGCGGCCAGCUGCGGGCGCAGUGUAUGAUCGUCCUGGAACAUCCCCCAAGAGGAAUCAUGAUGGCGAGUGCACGGCCACCCCAGCCGCUCGGCAGGUGGAGAUCCUGGAGCUGGCAGACCUGGAGAAGGAGUGCUCCCUGGCCCACAUUCGGCUCGUGCUGGCUCGCCACGACCCGGCAGCAGUUGCAGUUGCAGGAAGCUCAUCGGCGGAGGAGAUGGUCACUCUCCUGGUGCAGGCCGGCCUCUUCGACACCGCCAUCUCACUCUGCCAGGCCUUCAGGCUGCCCUUGACGCCAGUCUUCGAGGGGCUUACUUUCAAGUGCAUCCGGCUGCAGCUGGCCGGGGACAACGCACAGGCUGAGGCCUGGGCCUGGCUGGCGGCCAACCAGCUGUCCUCCGUGGUCACCACAAAGGAGUCCAGCGCUACAGAUGAAGCGUGGCGACUGCUGUCCACGUACCUAGAAAGGUACAAGAUGCAGAAUAACCUGUACCACCAGUGUGUGAUCAACAAGCUCUUGUCACACGGCGUGCCCCUGCCUAACUGGCUCAUCAACAGUUACAAGAAAGUCGAUGCCGCUGAGCUGCUCCGUCUGUACCUGAAGUAUGACCUGUUGGAAGAGGCCGUGGACCUGGUCUCCGAAUAUGUGGAUGCCGUGCUAGGGAAAGGACACCAGUACUUCGGAAUCGAGUUCCCCCUGUCGGCGACGGCCCCAAUGGUGUGGCUCCCGUACUCCUCCAUUGACCAGCUGCUCCAGGCCCUGGGCGAGAACAGCGCCAACAGCCACAACCUGGCGCUGUCUCAGAAAAUCCUUGACAAACUAGAGGACUACCAGCAAAAAGUUGAUAAGGCCACUCGGGAUCUGCUCUUCCGGCUGAACCUGUGAUCGCAGUGUCCCCAGCACUCUCGGGCCGUGCUGCAGGCGGCUUGGUGGCCAGGGGCACAGCCCACUGCCCUGGUGGGGUCUCCCGCUGGGGAGGGAGGGGAGCCGGGUUCGUGCAGGUGCUAACUGCCUCGAUCUCGGCUGCUUUUGCGCUGUGCAGGAGUCACAGCUUUUUGGAGUUUCUACUUUUGUAAACUAUGGAAGACACUGUUUACCUGCAGGUUAAACCCUCCCUCCCUUGCCGAGCGGCUGCAGUGUCAGCUUGUCCUCACCAACCUCGCACCGAGAUCAGUCACGCAGACCUCUGACUGCCAUACGUUUUCUGUGCCAAUGGGACUAUUGUGGUCCAGAACCAACAAGUAUUUUCUGUAUCGAAAACAGAGGCCAAUGAUUUUGUGUACUCUUUUCCUUAUUUAUUGUGAAGUUUUUAUAUGAUCUUCAAUAAAGUACUAAUUUGCCUAGAGUAAA
Molecule: messenger RNA, 4710 nt
Organism: Heterocephalus glaber (naked mole-rat)
Lineage: Eukaryota; Metazoa; Chordata; Mammalia; Rodentia; Bathyergidae
Gene: Nup160
Product: nucleoporin 160
Cellular component (GO): nuclear pore
Molecular function (GO): structural constituent of nuclear pore
Source: RefSeq, a predicted model, not a curated record